AUGGCGUACGUCGCGCCCAUUCAUAGAGCCACGAGCAUCCGCCACGCGAUCCGCGCAAACGUGCUCGACCCUGAAAUUGACGACCUGAUUGUAGCCAAGGCGAACCGGUUGGAGAUAUGGCGUCUAACGGAAGAGGGCAUGGAAUGCCUGCAGACCAAACUCAUCCACGGCACAAUAUCAAUGCUGCAACGAUUGCGACCCAAAGGAUCCGAGACCGACCUACUGUUUAUUGGCACCGAUCGACUGCAGUACUUCAACCUUGCAUGGAACCCCGAGACGAAGCAACUUGAUACCAUCGAGCGAGUUAUCGAAGAUCUAUCGGAACCGUACAUGCGCCAUUCGCAAAGCCAGAACAAAUGUCUAGUGGAUCCAACAGCACGGUUUCUGGCCAUGCACCUCUGGGAGGGCGUGCUCAACGUCUUUCGGCUCCCGACGCGCAAGGGAUCUACCAACAAACUGGAGGUCCUCGAUCAAGUCAGACUCACGGAGCUUUUCAUGAAAGCCAGCACCUUCAUCCACAGCCGUACCGGCCAUCCGACCAUCGCCUUUUUAUACAAGUCUCAGAUGGAACAAGAGGAAGCUCGGUUAGCCAUUUAUAGGUUAACACAUGACGACAAGGGCGGCGUGGUGUCCAAAUUUGAUCCUCACAAAGAUAGAGAACUCGACGUUGUUAUUCCCGACCCUUAUGCCUCCAUGCUUAUCCCCGUCCCGCUGGACGAGGAGAAGCGCUACCAUGUGCGGAAUACCGAAGGCGCAAAGGCUCAUCUAGGCGGUUUGCUCAUUGUUGGCGAGACCCUCCUCACCUACUACGAUGGUCUUACCCACAGAAGCGUAUCCUCAAGUCUGAAAGACCCAAGGAUCUUCGUGGCUUGGGCCGAGUAUGACGGCACACAUUAUUUCUUGGCCGACGACUACGGACGGCUCGACAUGUUGACGAUCGAGACAAGCGUGGAAGCUACUGGUGUCGUGGUUACUGGUAUGACGCUUGUGCCUAUGAAGCUUGGGGAAUCGCCCGCUCUCACUUCAAGAGCCUCCAACCUGGUCUAUAUGGGCAACAAUACCCUUUUUGUUGCCUCACAUCACGGAGAUUCUCAGCUCUACCAAAUCGAUCCCGAGACUAAUGCAAUGUUGUUGAUCAAGUCAUUGUCUAACAACGCACCAAUCCUUGACUUCUCGAUCAUGGACAUGGGCAACAGAGAGGGUGACGCCCAGGCUGGCAAUGCAUUUUCUUCCGGACAGUCCAGGAUAGUGGCAGGCUGCGGCGCAUACCAAGAUGGAAGCCUUCGAAGUAUCCGAAGUGGUGUCGGGCUUGAAGAAAGGGGUAUCCUUGAUGAACUGGAUGGAACAAGGGGCCUGUUUACUCUUCGCUCCUACAACUCCGACUUGGUGGAUACAUUGGUGGUAUCAUCUAUCACCGAGACGCGGAUCCUGAGUUUCGAUACCGAUGGAGGGAUUGAAGAGAUAUACUCUUUUCAAGGCAUGGAGCAAGACACGGAGACUCUCCUUGCGUCAAACCUCCCAAAUGGCCAGCUGCUCCAGAUUACCCCAAAGUCUGUUGUCUUGUUGGAUCCGGAGAGUGGUGUUGCCGUCAGCAGAUGGGACGUCCCAACUGGGAAAAGCAUUACGAGGGCUUCAGCAAACACCAAGUGGGCUUUGCUGUCAGUUGAUGGAACAUCCCUUGUAUCCUUAAAUCUGUUGCAAAACUUGGCGGUUAAUGUCCAGCAAACUCAGGCAGAGCCUGGGUCACAGCAACCGGAUCAGAUAUCGUGUAUCCACGCGGCUCGAGAUCCGCCUGAUAUCGGCGUAGUUGGCUGGUGGUCCUCGGGUCGCAUAUCCUUGAUCGACAUGGCAACAUUUCAACCACUUCAUGGAGAAUCUAUGAGACAGACCGAUGACAGUGCCACCGUCCCGCGAGACAUUGCACUUGUUCAGCUUCACCCACCAGAGGUAUCCGGGCCUACACUGCUGGUUGCGAUGGAAGAUGGAACUGUGGUCACAUUCAACGUGUCUAUCAAAGGUUUUGCUGUCUCUGGACGCAAAAGCGUCACCCUGGGCAGCAAUCCAGCGCGGCUGCACGUCUUGCCCCAAGACGACGGCACAUCCAACGUCUUUGUUACGACUGAGCACGCGAGUCUGAUUUACAGCUCCGAAGGUCGCAUUAUCUUCUCCGCCACGACAGCCGACGACGCUACAUUCGUUGCCCCCUUUGAUUCUCAUGCCUUCCCAGACUCGAUCGUUUUGUCUACGGAUAGCCAUAUUCGGAUCUGCCAUGUUGACAAAGAGCGUUUAACUCAUGUUAAGGCAUUGCCAGUCCAUGAGACGGUCAGGCGGGUAGCGUACUCUCCAGGCUUGAAGGCCUUUGGCUUGGGUUCGAUUAAAAAGGAACUGGUUCUCAAUGAGGAGGUUGUUACCAGUUCCUUUAGACUUGUCGAUGAGAUUGUCUUCAAGGAGCUAGGGGAACCCUUCUUAUUAAAUGCUUCAAGCACACUGGAAAUCGUCGAGUGCGUGAUCCGUGCCGAACUUCCCGAUGCCGGCGGAAACCUCACGGAACGGUUCAUCGUGGGGACGAGUUUCAUUAACGACGGCCAGGUUCAGGAGGCCAACGGGACUCUUGGUCGAAUCCUCGUUCUCGGCGUUGACGAGCAUCGCCAGGUGUACCAGAUUGUUUCCCACAACCUGAAGGGACCCUGUCGAUGCUUGGGGAUGAUGGAUGACUACAUUGUGGCCGGGCUGUCCAAGACGGUGGUUGUGUACAACUACUCGCAAGACACAAGUAGCUCUGGAUCUCUAGAGAAGCUUGCAUCCUACAGGCCGGCUGCACUUCCCGUGGAUCUGGAUAUAUCGGGCAACAUGAUCGGCGUGGGCGACCUGAUGCAGUCUCUCUCCCUGGUUGAGUUUAUCCCGGCACAAGAUGGCCGCAAGGCCAAGCUGGAAGAACGAGCACGACACUAUGAGCCUAUCUGGACAACCUCUCUCUGCCAUCUAGACGAAGAAAGAUGGCUGGAGGCUGACUCUCAAGGAAAUCUCAUCGUUCUACAGAGGAACGCCGAUGCUCCAACUGAACAAGACCGCAGCAGACUCGAAGUGACGAGUGAGAUUGGCAUUGGUGAGCAGAUCAAUCGCAUCCGGAAGCUCCAUGUUCCAGCGGGAGACAAUACUAUUGUGCACCCGAGAGCGUUUCUUGCAUCCGCUGAGGGUUCGCUCUAUCUUUACGGAGACAUCGCCCCGCAGUAUCAGGACCUUCUCAUGACGUUUCAGUCGAGAAUGGAAGAGUACAUUCAUGCACCAGGCAACAUUGAGUUCAAGUUGUGGCGGUCAUUCCGAAAUGAAAACCGGGAGAGUGAUGGACCCUAUCGCUUCAUAGACGGAGAAAUGGUAGAGAGGUUUUUGGAUAUGGACGAAGGGAAACAGGAGUUGGUGUGCGAGGGGCUUGGACCGAGUGUUGAAGACAUGCGGAACAUGAUUGAGGAGUUGAGGAGGAUGCAUUGA
This is a messenger RNA of Fusarium keratoplasticum, 3489 nucleotides long. RefSeq names its product DNA damage-binding protein 1. Gene Ontology annotation, cellular component: site of double-strand break; nucleus. Gene Ontology annotation, biological process: proteasome-mediated ubiquitin-dependent protein catabolic process; DNA repair. Lineage: Eukaryota; Fungi; Ascomycota; Sordariomycetes; Hypocreales; Nectriaceae. The transcript is spliced from 3 exons. Gene Ontology annotation, molecular function: protein binding; nucleic acid binding. The record is from RefSeq and is a predicted model, not a curated record. The coding region runs from base 1 to 3489 and encodes 1162 amino acids.